Beta vulgaris subsp. vulgaris (sugar beet) is the source of this 1597-nucleotide messenger RNA. RefSeq names its product 3-methyl-2-oxobutanoate hydroxymethyltransferase 1, mitochondrial. Gene Ontology annotation, molecular function: 3-methyl-2-oxobutanoate hydroxymethyltransferase activity; magnesium ion binding. NCBI's taxonomy places the organism in Eukaryota, Viridiplantae, Streptophyta, Magnoliopsida, Caryophyllales, Amaranthaceae. Bases 131 to 1174 code for a protein of 347 amino acids. Gene Ontology annotation, cellular component: mitochondrion. Gene Ontology annotation, biological process: pantothenate biosynthetic process. The transcript has 5 exons. The record is from RefSeq and is a predicted model, not a curated record.
AACCAGCAAGUAGAAGAAGCCUAGUAGGUGCAGAAUUUGAAAGUGUGUACAAAAGUUCAAUUUAAUACUGAAAUUUAUAGCAGCCCAUCACAAAACUAGCCAACAACCCCAUCACAAUUCUCUCAUUCCAAUGGCGGCCAUCAUCAACAACAUCCUAAAACGCGCCGCCAUCAUACCCCACCGCUUCUACAUCCGUCAAAUGAGCAACAUACCGGAAAACACCGUAUACGGCGGUCCAAAACCCCAAAACCCAGAUAAAAGAGUCACACUAGCUCAUCUAAAGCAGAAGCACAAGAAAGGAGAGCCCAUAACAAUGGUCACCGCCUACGAUUAUCCGUCCGGCGUACACCUCGACACCGCCGGAAUUGAUAUUUGUCUCGUCGGUGAUUCUGCUGCCAUGGUUGUGCACGGCCACGAUACUACGUUGCCGAUAACUCUUGAUGAAAUGCUUGUUCAUUGUCGCGCGGUGGCGCGUGGUGCGUUGCGCCCUCUUCUUGUUGGGGACCUCCCUUUUGGUACUUAUGAGUCCACCACUCACCAGGCAGUUGAUUCAGCUGUCAGAAUUCUGAAAGAGGGAGGAAUGGAUGCUAUAAAAUUGGAAGGAGCAUCGCCUUCGAGAAUUACAGCAGCAAAGGCUAUUGUUGAAGCUGGAAUUGCUGUGAUUGGACAUGUAGGAUUGACGCCACAAGCCAUAAGUGUUCUUGGAGGAUUUAGGCCUCAGGGGAGAAACAUCUCCAGUGCUGUUAAGGUUGUGGAGACAGCACUUGCUCUGCAAGAAGCUGGAUGUUUUGCUGUCGUUUUGGAAUGCGUUCCUGCAGCAGUGGCUGCUGCAGCAACAGCUGUGUUGGAAAUUCCCACCAUUGGUAUUGGAGCAGGACCUUUUUGCAGUGGACAGGUAUUAGUGUAUCAUGAUCUACUGGGAAUGCUGCAACACCCUCACCAUGCAAAGGUUACUCCUAAAUUCUGCAAGCAAUAUGCGCACGUGGGAGAUGUGAUUAACAAAGCUCUUGUGGAGUACAAGGAUGAAGUGACAAAAGGUUCAUUCCCUGGACCUGCUCACAGCCCAUAUAAAAUCAGUGCUUCAGAAGUUGAUGGUUUCUUGGAUGAGCUAAAGAGAAUGGGAUUGAAUGAAGCUGCCACUGCUGCAGCUGAAGCUGUUGAAAAGAUGGAGUAAAACUAAAUCACCUAAGUGAAGAUCUGUAACAACUCAUUCACUGUCUCUUCUGUCCAAUAAAGUUUAGGGUAUCAGAAUUUUUCGGAUUUCAUACUUUAGCACGAUGAUAGGAUUUGAUAAUGUUGUUCAUGCCUAUAACUCGCUGUCGAGUAGCCGUAAUUGUGCUGAGAGGCUGUAUUUUUAGCUGGAGAAAUUUCAUGGCAAUAAAGGGAGAUUAAGUGCUGCAAAUUUGGUUACAGAAAUGACAUCUCAUUUAGUGUAGGACUUUCUAUUCUCUGAUACAAGAGUCGAUUGUCUUCUUAAUGAGAUCAUGCCCUGUAUGGUUGUAUGCUCAGAAGCAAUAAAGCAGGGGUCUCCCAAUUAUGUAAUUUAUUGUUGAAUUCAUAUUAUGAAGAUUUUUUAGAAAAUGUUUUGUAUUGUGCA